AGUUAUGACGUCGAUCAACUGAACGAUAGUUCGACUUGGUGCAUGUCGAAAUUUGAUUACAGCAUGUCAAGCUUAGACGAGCGAGCUCCACUCUUUGGGCCCACGGGCAUUUCACCACCGACGCACAGAGGCCUCCUUGGCCCUGGCAUCGGCGACUCGCAAUCACACCGGGGCAGAAAACGCGUGGGAAUAGUAUGCCUCGUUCUCGUGAUUUUCCUGCAGGGUUUCAACAUCAACCCAGGCAAAAUCCGUUUUUCCCUCGCUCACUUCCUCCAUAUCGAAAACAAACAAUUCAGGCACGAUUUCGAGGGACUGACCGUGAUAGCUGCCGUACUGUUGUAUUUCCUGCCAAUGGUCGUCGGGUUGUAUGCAGACACAUAUGCCGGUAGAUACAAAGCUCUCUUCCUAGGCAUAGGUUUAAAGCUCACAGGAAGCAUUCUUGGUUUUAUUCUCCUUCUUGUGUUUGAGGCUGAACACGCUAAAGGAGGAGCUGGCGCCGAGUCUGUCCAUAUCAUGAGCCAAAGUGCGAUCAAAGCGUUAUUUGCCAUCUUCAUCGUGAGCAACGUGUUCACCAUGGUCGGCUUCGUCGUGAUUUUACCGUCAAUGUUGAGUUUUGCUGCCCAGCAAUUGGAACCCACCUUCUAUGGUAUAUCCUCAUUUGUACGAUGGUGAGACAUUUGACAGCAUUGGUGACGGCUAUUGGUGCGACAGCAUCAAACAUCCUUUGGAAGCUUUCGAAUCGCCCAGAUGUUUUACCCAUGACUUAUGAUUAUUACGAGACCAUACUCU
Molecule: messenger RNA, 789 nt
Organism: Lineus longissimus
Lineage: Eukaryota; Metazoa; Nemertea; Pilidiophora; Heteronemertea; Lineidae
Exons: 6
Coding region: 43-672 (209 amino acids)
Source: RefSeq, a predicted model, not a curated record